Meloidogyne enterolobii is the source of this 264-nucleotide messenger RNA. The record is from the annotation of a GenBank genome assembly. NCBI's taxonomy places the organism in Eukaryota, Metazoa, Nematoda, Chromadorea, Rhabditida, Meloidogynidae.
AUGCCAAAGGCAUGUCCAGAUGACGUAAUAAUAGAGAAGACUCCCGCCUAUUUUACAGCAAAUCCACAAGUUCCACAACGAGUAUUUCAAUUUAACCCAAAAAUUAAAUUUAUUCUCAUAGUGCGUUCUACUGUUACUAGAACUGUUAGUGAUUUUACACAAAUUUUACAAACAAAAAAAGAAAGGAAUAAACCUCCAAUUAAUUUUGAAAAAAUGUCUUUUAUUAAAAAUUGUAAUGGUUCGCUACAGUUAAAUGAACGGUGA